This is a messenger RNA of Carya illinoinensis, 2529 nucleotides long. RefSeq names its product E3 ubiquitin-protein ligase RGLG5-like. The record is from RefSeq and is a predicted model, not a curated record. NCBI's taxonomy places the organism in Eukaryota, Viridiplantae, Streptophyta, Magnoliopsida, Fagales, Juglandaceae. The transcript is spliced from 12 exons. Bases 357 to 1841 code for a protein of 494 amino acids.
CCUUUUGCGCGCAGCUUCCUUGCUCGUGAGGUUGCGUUUGCGAUUGGUACUGUCUACAUCAUUUUUAUGGAAAUCUGAUAAUGAAAUAAUUGUCUUGUGUUGAAUCAAAUAACUCUGCAGAUGGUCAUUCUCUUUGCAAGUUCAUCCGUGGCUAUCAAAACCCAACUGGCAGUUCUUCUUUCCUUGGAGGUUCGUGAAUGGUCCAGAGUGGACAUUUUGUUAGCGCCUUCAAGGUUUUUGAUUCGCGUUGCCGGUGAAUUUUAGCGUAUAGUCGGGACAGCUUUGGUUGCCUUGGUGUGUUUGGAAGAGAAUUGAGUUUGCUGUGAAUUGAAGAAUCUCUGUGAUUUUUAUUUGUGAUGGGGGGAAAAAGUUCGAAGGGCUCGGGUCGGAGAGGAGUGGCGUCAUAUGGGCCUGGUGGUUCUUCAUCACGGAAUCAGUAUGGGUAUGCACAACCAUCGUACCCUCAGCAAGACCCUUAUUACACGCCUCAGCAUCCCCAUGCUCCACCGCCCUCUACUUCUUUUAAUUAUGGCUCGCAACCAUCUUUUAAUUAUGGCUCGCAACCAUCUUUUAAUUAUGGCUCGGAGCUACCCCAGCCACAGAGAACAUUGGAUAGAAGAUACUCGAAGAUUGCAGAUAACUACCGGUCCUUGAAUGAGGUUACUGCUGCUCUUUCACAUGCUGGCCUAGAAUCUUCUAAUUUAAUUGUUGGUAUUGAUUUCACAAAGAGCAAUGAGUGGACAGGUGCUAGGUCAUUCAACCGACGAAGUUUACAUCACAUCGGAAAUGGUCAAAAUCCCUAUCAACGAGCAAUAUCAAUUAUUGGAAAGACUUUAUCUGCUUUCGAUGAGGAUAACUUAAUUCCCUGUUUUGGAUUUGGAGAUGCAUCUACACAUGAUCAAGAUGUCUUCAGUUUCUACCCAGACGAGAGAUAUUGUAAUGGAUUUGAGGAAGUUCUGACACGAUACAGAGAAAUUGUCCCUGAACUGAAACUCGCAGGACCAACAUCUUUUGCACCUAUAAUUGAGAUGGCCAUAACUAUCGUGGAGCAAAGUGUUGGCCAAUACCAUGUUCUAGUGAUAAUUGCUGAUGGGCAGGUGACAAGAAGUGUUGAUACUCAGUCUGGCCAACUUAGCCCACAAGAACAAAAGACGAUUAAUGCAAUUGUAAAAGCAAGUGAGUAUCCUUUGUCAAUAAUAUUGGUGGGGGUUGGAGAUGGGCCUUGGGACAUGAUGAGGGAAUUUGAUGAUAACAUCCCUGCUCGAGCCUUCGAUAAUUUCCAGUUCGUGAAUUUCACGGAAAUCAUGUCAAAGAAUGUGGAUUCAUCUAGAAAAGAGACUGAAUUCGCUCUUGCGGCCCUGAUGGAGAUACCUUCUCAAUAUAAAGCUACUAUUGAGCUUGGGAUAUUAGGUAGACAAAGGGGGAAUUCUAUAGACAGGGUUCCUCUUCCCCCACCUCAAUAUGGUUCAGGUUCUAGAAGCUUGAAACCUCAGCAUUCAAGCAGCUUUAAGCACUCAUCUCCUUAUGGUGGAUAUGAUCCUCCUUAUACUGGAUAUGAUGCAGCAGUUGGGACAGGAUAUGAUGCUGCAGUUGGGACAGGAUAUGAUGCUGCAGUUGGGGCAGGAUAUGAUGCUGCAAUUGGGACAGGAUAUGAUGCUGAAGUCAGCACAGCUCCAUCAUCAAGUUCUCUCUACGAUAAUCUGGUUUGCCCUAUUUGUCUUACUAAUCGAAAGGACAUGGCCUUUGGUUGUGGGCAUCAGACUUGUUGUGACUGUGGAGAAGAUCUCGAGGUGUGCCCCAUUUGCCGGCGGGCAAUUGAGACUAGAAUAAGGCUCUAUUGAAUGGCUUUGCUUCACAUCUCUGAGAUUAUUAUAGCUCAUGUAUGGUUCAGUGGAAGCUGCACAAUUUAUCAUGAUUUAUUGGCAGCAAUUUUGCUUUAGGGGCACCAAAGGUUAGCUGUUGAAGAGCAUUUAUCAAGUAUUACCUUUCUCUUCCCCCAAUUAUAAUAUACAAAUGGUUUUCGAUGAGCUACGUCAGAGAAUGGGAAGUUUUGGGAUGUGCAGUGUGGAUAUAUUCCUUGGGCUAAGGCACAAGGCUGAUCCAAAGGUAUUGCAUAAAUACUAGCCUGAUAGAGAGCAAGGCAAAUGGGAUGUUGUCUUUAUGAGAAGGGAGAUAAAUUGGUUGGAGUUUAGCCAUUGGCAUCUCCACUCCCAAUGCCCCCUAAGCUUGAUGGCUUUGCUAAAGCUGCUUAGUUGAGGACAGUUGCAGAUCUGGAUUUGUUCUGCCUCUUCGGAGCCAAUGAUAGAUUGUUAUCUGGUCCAUCCUCAUUUUUUCAUUCUUUUUUAUUUUUUUAAUAUUUUUUUAAGACUUUGUUUCAUUUGUUUUGGUAGUAUCCGUACUAGUGAGGAGUGCAAAACUAGAAAUCCAAGGUGAUAGGAGUAUGCUCUGUUUUAAUGUAAUUUGUAACACAUGAACAUAAGUUUGGGAUUGUACGGAAAUAAGUGCUUUUCAUGGUUGUUGCUACUUUAA